Labeo rohita (rohu) is the source of this 6745-nucleotide messenger RNA. RefSeq names its product A disintegrin and metalloproteinase with thrombospondin motifs 5 (gene adamts5). The transcript is spliced from 8 exons. Gene Ontology annotation, biological process: extracellular matrix organization; proteolysis. Lineage: Eukaryota; Metazoa; Chordata; Actinopteri; Cypriniformes; Cyprinidae. The record is from RefSeq and is a predicted model, not a curated record. Gene Ontology annotation, molecular function: metalloendopeptidase activity; zinc ion binding. The coding region runs from base 222 to 2909 and encodes 895 amino acids.
UGCUUUUAAGAGGAAACUUUGUGUUUUGUUCUUCAAGUUCACUUUAGUUCUCGUUGCUCUCUCAUGCUGCCUUCAUGUGUUUAUUUCCGUGACGCGUGAGAUGCGCACCGGGACUCAUGCAUCAGUCCGGCUCGAGUUCCUCACGCAAGUCGUUUUAAAGCUGUGUUUCGGAUCGUAAUGUUUCCAAAAGUUUCCUGCACCGGAUUGAACUACAUGGAAUAAUGUGGCGGAUUGUUUUGUUGUGUUGCGCUCUGGAGGGUUCCGUUGCGUUCAGCGCGUUCCGGCCACCUGCGAACGCGUCUCUGCUCGCACCUGCCCGCGGCGUCGUGCGCACCGUGGAUCGGAUUUAUCACGGGGGAGGAAAAGCCGGUUACCUUCUGUACAUGGACGAGCAGCGCUUUCAGCUGGAUAUGGAGCGGGACGAGUCGAUACUGUCUCAUCACUUGGGUUUGAACGCGGACGCGUCGCCGCCGCGUCGGGAAUGCGUUUACCGCGGCACCGUCAAUUCAAACGCGGAGUCUCUUGCGGUUUUCAAUCUGUGCGGCGGCGGACUUGACGGCUUUUUCGCGCUGGAUCACGCACGGUACACCAUCACGCCGCUCAUCCGGGCGAAGGGGCACGAGAAUGACGCGCACAUCGUCGAGGACGCCGACGCGACGCGCGCUCUCCACUACUACACGCGCGACAGCUUCAGUUUCGAAGCGAUGCAGGAGAGGCACAGCUGCGGCACGCGCGACCGCAAAACGCGCAGGGAUAAAAAGCGGAAGCGCGACGAGGAUGCUCGCAGAUGGUGGACGAAGUUUGAGAAGCCCGACGCGCUGACGCGACGCAAGCGCUCCGUGUCUCGCGCUCGGCACGUGGAGCUGCUGCUGGUCGCCGAUGCGUCCAUGACGAAGAAGUACGGCAAGGACCUGCACCACUACCUGUUGACGCUCGCGUCCAUCGCGUCCAAACUCUACGGCCACGCCAGCAUCGAGAACCCCAUCCGCCUGUCGGUGGUUAAAGUCGCGAUUCUGUCCGAGAACGAGAAGGGGAUCGAAGUGACCAAAAACGCCGCCGCGACGCUCAAGAGCUUCUGCAAGUGGCAGAAUCAGCAGAACCCGCUGGAUGACGAUCAUCAGCAUCACCACGACGCGGCGAUCCUCUUCACCAGGCAGGAUCUGUGCGGUCAUCACUCGUGUGAUACUCUCGGUAUGGCUGACGUGGGAACUGUGUGUUCGCCGGAGCGGAGCUGUGCCAUCAUCGAAGACGACGGGCUGCACGCCGCCUUCACCGUAGCACAUGAGAUCGGGCAUCUGUUGGGUCUGUCCCACGACGACUCCAAGUUCUGCGAGGAGAGAUUCGGCUCCACCGAAGACAAGCGGCUGAUGUCGUCCAUCCUGACCUCCAUCGACGCGUCCAAACCCUGGAGCCGCUGCACAUCCGCCACCAUCACUGACUUCUUCGAUGACGGAAACGCCGAGUGUCUGCUGGACGUUCCUCAUCUGCCUCUCUUGGGACCGGAGGAGCUGCCGGGUCAGAAAUACGACGCCGUCCAGCAGUGCCGUCUGGCCUUCGGGCCCGAGUACACCGUUUGUCCCGGGAUGGACGUGUGCUCGCGUCUGUGGUGCGCCGUCAUCAGGAAGGGACAGAUGGUGUGUCUGACCAAGAAACUGCCGGCUGUGGAAGGAACUCCGUGCGGGAAGGGCCGGAUCUGUCUGCAGGGGAAAUGUGUGGACAAAACUCGAAAGAGACACUACUCGACGUCGAAUCACGGCAGCUGGAGCUCCUGGGGUCCGUGGGGUUCGUGUUCUCGCACGUGUGGUGGCGGGGUCCAGUUUGCACAUCGUCUCUGUAACAACCCUCCUCCCCGAAACAACGGCCGCUACUGCACCGGGAAGAGAGCCGUCUACCGCUCCUGCAACGUCACCCCGUGCCCUUCAGCCGGUAAGAGUUUCCGUCAGGAGCAGUGCGAGCUGCGUAACGGGCCUCAGACGGAUCCUAAAGGAGUAAAGACCUUCGUGGAAUGGGUGCCGAAGUUUGCCGGCGUGCUUCCCAAAGACAUGUGCAAACUCACCUGCAGGGCCAAAGGGACGGGAUACUAUGUCGUGUUCUCACAGCGGGUGGUUGAUGGGACGGAGUGCCGGCCGUACAGCAGUUCUGUGUGUGUGAAGGGGAAGUGCGUUCGAACCGGCUGCGACGGGAUCAUCGGCUCUAAACUUCAAUAUGACAAGUGCGGCAUCUGCGGCGGCGACGGAAACAGCUGCAUCAGAGUGGCUGGAAACUUCACCAAGAAGAGUAAGGGCUACACAGAUGUGGUGAAGGUUCCCGAGGGCUCGACGCACCUGAAAGUCCGACAGUACAAAGCCAAAGGCCAGUCGCGCUACACUGCGUAUCUGGCGCUGCGGCGGCCCGGAGGAGAAUACCUGCUCAACGGAAAGUUCAUGAUCUCCACGUCCGAGACUAUUAUCCCACUCAACGGCUCCGUUCUCAACUACACCGGCUGGAGUCAGCGGGACGAGGCCCUUCACAGCUUGGGCCCCGGGGCCAUUCAGGAAAGCCUGGUGGUGCAAAUUCUGGCCACGGACGCUAAGAAACCACUAGACAUCCGCUACAGCUUCUUCAUGCCGCGCAAAUUGCCGCUUCCGCCGCGAACGAUCGCCACGGCUUCGGGAACGGCCGCGGCACUGUCGUCGGCGGAGAUUGUGACGUUUACGACCGAGGUUCCUGUGACGACGGAUCCUCCGACGACGACGCCCGCGGGGCCACGUUGGGUGACGGGAUCGUGGAUGACGUGCUCCAGAACUUGCGAUACGGGUUGGCAGAGUCGCACGGUGCAAUGCAAGGACCUUCAAGGGAAGCUGUCCAAGAGCUGCGCGCUCAACACCCGGCCGUCUGCCUUCAAACACUGCCUGAUUAAAAAAUGUUGAGGACCCCUCGAUCAGAAAAACUUUCUGACUGAGCUUCGUGGAGCACGUAGACUGAACCGUUGCAGUUGCAUUCCGAUCACUGUGGAAUUCUGCUAGUGUUCGCAUUCGUGUUGCGUUGUGACUCGGACAAGGAGCUUUGGCUUUAGCCUUGAAUGUAGUGAUGUUAAGCUACGCCCCUUUGGCAAAGCCACACCCUUUCAUCCAAAUGACAUGCCUCUUGAGUUCACACUGGCAGUGAUUUAAACCAUUGAUGUAGUGUUUGAGGCUCUGGCCUCGAAUGAGCCAGCUUUCAGCCACGCCCUUUACCCAAACGACACGCCCCUUGACUUCACACUGGCAGUGACUUAAACCAUUGCGAUUGUGUUUGAUAUUAAGAUUACCAUUGAUAAAAUGGAAUGUUCCAUUAAUGUUUACAUAACCCAGAAAAAAAACAUUUUAAAAACAGAAAACAUUUAGAAAUAAUGUUUUCAUAACUUAAUAGAAACAUUAGCAUUUAUCAUGUCCAAAAACUAAAAAAGACAAACUUCCUAAAUGAACUUUGUGGAGCAUGUAGACUGAACCGUUGCAGUUGCAUUUAUGUAAAUACCGUUCCAAUCACUGUGGGAUUCUACUAGUGAUCGCAAUCAUGUCAUAUUGUGACAAGGAGCUUUAGCUCUAGCCUUGAAUGUGGUGACGUUCAGCCACACCCCUUUGACAAAGCCACGCCCCUCUUCCAAAUAAAACACGCCCCUUAAGUUCACACUGACAGUGAUUUAAACUGUUGCUGUAGUGUCUGAGGCUCUGGCCUUGAAUGUGGCAGCAUUUGGCCACACCGUUUUGGCAAAGCCACGCCCAUGGCCCAAACGACACGCCCCUUGACUUCACACUGGCAGUCAUUUAAACUAUUGCUGUUGUGUUUGACUUUAAGAUUACCAUUGAAAAAUUGAAUGUUCCAUUAACGUUUACAUAACCAAGAAAAAACAUUUUAAAAACAGAGAGCAUUCAGAAAUAAUGUUCUCAUAACUUAUUGGAAACGUUAGCAUUCAUCAUGUCCAAAAACUAAAAAAAGUGUUGAGGACCCCUCAGUCAGACAGACUUUCUGACAACUUCGUGGAGCAUGUGAAACGUUGCAGUUGCGUUUAUAUAAAUGCCGUUCCAAUCCGUGUGGAAUUCUACUAGUGUUUGCAAUCGUGUCGUGUUGUGGCAAGGAGCUUUAGCUUUAGCCUUGAAUGUGGUGACAUUCAGCCACGCCUAUUUGACAAAGCCACACCCCUUAAUCCAAAUGACACGCCCCUUGAGUUCACACUGACAGUGAUUUAAAGCAUUGCUGUAGUGUUUGAAGCUCUAGCCUUGAAUAUGGCAACAUUCAACCACGCCCCUUGAGUCUGCACUGGCAGUGGUUUAAUCAUCGCUGUAGCUUUUGAUGUUAAAAUGCGUUCACAUUUACCACUUAUAAAAUGGAAUGUUCCCAGAAUCCUGCUAGUGUUCACAAUUGUGUUGUGAAUCAAGACAAGGAGCUUCGGCUCUGGCCUCAAAUGCGGCAGCUUUCAGCCGUGCCCUUUUAACAAAGCCACACCCACUCAUCUAAAGCCCCUUAAGUUCACACUGGCAGUGUUUUAAAACAUUGCUGUUGUGUUUGAUGACUGUUGCUCUGCAAAACCAAGAUGUUCCAACAGGAAUUAGUACAACUGUGUUAAAAACCUCCCCACGCUUUUUUUAAGAAUUCGCUGCCUUUACCAAUAGAAAACUGCUUGGUUCAAAAGUGACUUCUGGGUGAGCAGCACUUUAUACAUCUCUACUUAGUUGACAGUAGACAAUGGACCUUUUUGGUUCACAAAAUUAAUGUGUUGCCGUUCCAACUUGACUGCAGGGCUGCACAAUAUAUAUCGUAAUUUAAGUUAGUUUCAAUGUGUGGUUGCGUAAAAGUGCAGUAAUUCUGAUGAAAUAUAAAAAGCAAUAUCUCAGAUGAAAACAUUUGUGAUUUUGGAGCAAAAUAAUCAUUAUUAUCAGAUUAUACAACUAUAUCAGUCUGCAUUUCGUUGGUCGUCGCUGCAUUAUGUCCAUUAUAGUGUCAUAGCUUAUUUGAAUAAAGCUGGACCAAGUUAAAGUCAAAUGAUCAACUAAGAAGUGACUUUGCAAAUCGCUGCCAGUGUGAACGUACCAUUAAGGGUCUGAUACAUUUCCAACAUCAUCCAUAAGCUUCGACUGCAUGAACAGAAAGGUCAGUGCAGAGUGAAUCUCAUAAGACUAAGACAAACUGGGAAUAUGACUGACCGCCGGUCCGUUCCUGAGCUCAUUUUCAGGGUUUGAGCUGACGUUGACGUGUUUGUUCCUCUGCGCUCCAUGUUUAUGUCCGUUCGAGUCUGAAAGUCCCACAAUGAACUGAUCUUCCUUUCUUUGUUACAGAAAAACUAAACAGGGCUCUGAUUUGUAAAUUGUGUGUAUGUCAUUUUCUGUGUUCGAGGCUCGAACGACACUGUGUGCCCUCGAUACUCGCAAUAACGCCAGCCGAUCGCUCACUUACUCACAGUCGCGCCGUUUACAUGUUCAUGGGAAUGUUUCGGGUUCAAAACAAACACAAACCUUGUUUACAGUAAAACACUAUAAUGGACGUCUAUGAGGCAAUGAUUACACAGGGUUAAAGCAGAAAUGUGAAACAUGUAUGUUUAUUAAAGCCUGUAUACUAGUUGCUAUGUACAGAAAUGUGUGUUAUUUGAACUGUAAGCCCAGCUGACACAAAACGUUCUUAGAACGUUCUGGAAAAGUUCUUUUAUGAACAAAUGUUCCUCCAGUAACGUUAAUAGAACGUUUGUUUAAAGUUAUAUGGUCUUCUCAAAACAUUAGCACAAAAAACAUUAUUUGCAAAGCAUUCAUGGAAUUUUUAAAGAAUGUUUUUCAGUUGGACAUUCAUCUAACCUUUUUGAAAUGUUACGUUUAAAAGCAUUCAAAAGUAACAUUCCUAUAAUGUUUGCAAAAUUUUAAAACGGAAUGUUUUCUUAACAUUCAUAUAACCGAGAAAAGGAAGAAAAUAUAGUUUUCUUAACCUUUACGGGAACAUUAGCACAGCGUUCUUAGAACAUAUUUCUGUUCGCUGGGAGAUUCUGUUCUUGACAGAUGAACUUUUGGUUAUGUGCUUCUGAUGUAAGUGAUUUUUACAUGUUCAUAUAAUGUUGCACAGACAAGGUGACACGUUUAACAUGUUUUUUUGUUAAAGUCUUGCUCAAAACAAUGUUUGUUUGUUUUUUGUUUUUUUGUUUGACAUUUAUUCUGAUAUGAUUCUUGCCCCAUGGACUUCCAUUGUAAGUUACUGAAAACACAAUCUUUGAAACUGGGGGAAGAGCUGAAAUUAUUUUCUGUGUUAACGAAUGGCUUGACUUGUAUUGAGACUGGAACAUUCCUUUGAAUCAUUUUUCACCUCAGUUCAACCUCACAACUUCAUUUUUCAGACCGUGAAACACUGAAGCUGAAGGAAAUAAUGACACGGAGUGUGUUUUCAUGCUUCAUAGCUGACAUAUGCAAAUGCUCAUGCAAAUUAGCGCCACUUCUCAGAUAUGUGAUGUGUGUUCAGAUUGUUCAGUAACAUACGUGUGAUUCAUGUACGUGUGAUUUUAUGAGCAGCAGAAAUCAGUUUAAAGUCAACAUGAUUCAGCUCUAUUUACUUUCAUUCACAUUCCUGCUCUUAUUCUAUAAAAUAUCAUUUUUCAUAAUUAUUUGACAUCGUUUGACUCCAUUGCAAUUGACCGUCUCAUCAAUUUAUAAAUAAAAUAACAUUUAAAAUUGAUCAAAUUAAAUGCAAAAGUCUUGCACUAUGUUUUUUCUCUCAUUAUAUAUCAAGUUUUAUUUGGAAAUGCAUCACA